This is a messenger RNA of Adelges cooleyi (spruce gall adelgid), 1201 nucleotides long. RefSeq lists its product as uncharacterized. Lineage: Eukaryota; Metazoa; Arthropoda; Insecta; Hemiptera; Adelgidae. The record is from RefSeq and is a predicted model, not a curated record. The transcript is spliced from 3 exons. Bases 150 to 776 code for a protein of 208 amino acids.
GCGCCUUCAAUUUACAUUUGUCAUUCGGGCUUGUAGUACGUCGACGGCGGUUUAUAAAUAUUGUUACUGUUAAUGAAAAAUACUAACACCUAUGUCUUGUCCGGUUCGAGUUAAUUAAACAUUUUAACAAUUUACUAUUUAACGCGACCAUGCCGCUAGAAUUAUUGUUCAGUCACAUUGCCGUUUUGCCGUCAACGCCAUACGUCUCGUCGUUACAGUACAAAAAUGAGUGGUUGUACGUAGCUAAGGAAGACUCGAUCGUCAUUGCUUGUACUGAAUUCAAGGAAUCAAAGAACUCACACGGUUCAAGGAGUGGAGACAUUGCAUCUAGAUCCUACCUGCAAGUUCCGGAAGCCAAAUCUAUUUUAAACACGAAUCAGUUUGACGACUUACCAGCAGUGGGCAAGUCGUUGUCUCAUUUGCGGGAAUUAAUCAGCGCAACGGUGAAUCUGGAACAAGGCCAAGAACAACAGCCGGUGUACAACUAUGUGAUUUCGGCGGCCUUGGUCAUGAUCAUUGCAAUCGGCUGUGCAGUUGGGGUCAUUAUCAUCCGAAAGGGACGAUUCAUAGUCAGCUGUCAGCCAGCCAACAGAGUCAAAGCCAUCGACGAGGCUUAUGAGCUUCCAACAGCAGCCAACAUCAGUGAACAAACUGACGAGUCAAUAUCAACAGACAUCACCAACGAACCGCAAACUGAUUCGCGUUUAUCUAAUCCUACAAUCUCCUAUCUUAAUAUUUUAUAUCCAGGUAUGAAAAUGUAUUCAAUAUCUAACUAACCCAAGCAUUAAGUAAUGUUUAUAUAAUGAAAAUAAUUAAUUUUUACUAGGGUACUAUUUUGUGUUUUUCGAGUGUGUAUAAAUUAAUUUUUUAAAUAAUGUUUGUUUCAAAAUAUUAUUUUCAAUAAUAUUUUUUAUCUUAAGAGGGGAGGAACUAUGGGGAGGAAAUAUGUACUGGUCCUCGUAUUUUUUAGAUAGUAGUUAUAUAGAUAGUAGAUAUUUAGAUAGUAAGUAUAUUUAGACACCGUGCCGUGUGCAAAACCCUGCGGACGUGUGUAUAGUUAGACUAACGAUAUAUAAGGGAUUCCGCACCGUAUGGUCGGGAUCCACUUGUUGUUCUAGCUAUGUAACGUAGAUUAUAUAUUAAAUUUAGUGUGAUCAUUACAAAGUAUUCAGAAGCUGUCCGUCUCUCGCUUACGGGGAAA